This is a messenger RNA of Strigops habroptila (Kakapo), 1133 nucleotides long. It is a transcript of the gene ASIP, whose product is annotated as agouti signaling protein. Gene Ontology annotation, biological process: melanosome organization; positive regulation of melanin biosynthetic process; hormone-mediated signaling pathway. Gene Ontology annotation, molecular function: neuropeptide hormone activity; melanocortin receptor binding. Gene Ontology annotation, cellular component: extracellular region. The record is from RefSeq and is a predicted model, not a curated record. The transcript has 3 exons. Lineage: Eukaryota; Metazoa; Chordata; Aves; Psittaciformes; Psittacidae. The coding region runs from base 25 to 444 and encodes 139 amino acids.
GCAGGUUUUGACCAACUGGUUUUCAUGACAAUGGAAUUUUUCCUCUCCAGGAUGGAAAGGAAGAACCUCUUCCUAAGCCUAUUGCUCUGCUAUAGUUUGUUCAGAGCUGCUGAUCAUCACAUGGUAAUUGAAGAGAAGACAGAAUGCAGCCUGUCAAGGAACAACAAAAUGAAUUUCUCAGAUCUCCCACCCAUCUCCAUAGCAGAUUUAACUAAAAGAUCCCAGAAAGUCAGCAGGAAAGAGGCAGAGAUCAGGAAAUCUUCCAAGAAAAGAGCUGGACCAAAGACGUCUCUGAAUCCAAGGCCCGCACCAGCUGCUGACUGCGUGCCAAACUUCAAAACCUGCAAACCACACUUGACUUCGUGUUGUAAUUACUGUGCUUUUUGCAAAUGCCGAAUUUUUCAGACAAUCUGCAAAUGUCUAAUGUUAAACCCAAAGUGCUAAAGCCAAACUGGGAACACAAUAGGGCUUCUGUCUUUCAUUAGCUUCUCAAGUGUAGAUUUCAAAUUGCCUCAUAUGUAUAGCAAUUAAAGUAGAGAGCUUUGAAGCUGGCAGCUUGGAUUUGCCCUUCUUAAAAUUGAAUGGAUAAUGUUGGAGUUUCUUUCCAUUGGGUUAAGGCUGCCACAAGGACAGCAUAGCACCAGCUUCCAGCACAGACAAAUACCAUGCUGAAAGUUCAGGUUUCAGGGUUAAUUCCUGUUUCACACAUUCAGCAAAAAUCAGGUUUUUCUACCUGAAAAGACAGAUCCAAAACAAUAAGGCAAUUUUUUAAUCAUCUUCAGUUGAGCAUCAGUACAUCCACCUCCAGGGUUUUACUUGUUCUACCAUUAACCAGUAUCUCCAAGGUGUAUAAUAUACUUGUAUAUUCGAACCCUGACUGUAUCUGUGCCUCAUGACUUCCCCAGUGGUAUCCAUAGGAAUUUUCUAAUGCUCUGUGCAGGUCUAAUUGAAACGAAAUUUCUUUACUAAUUUACUUCUAAGCACAGCUGAGGGCUACAAAAAUCUUCAAGGUGGUGCAAGCCAUAUGAACUCUUUUUUCUUCUAAUGAUCAAUCCAAAGCCCAGAGCUCAAAACAAAAGCCAGAUGUUGACAGAAAUAUUUGUUCACAGGAUCAUAGGAUAUUUCAAGUUGGA